Molecule: messenger RNA, 1397 nt
Organism: Darwinula stevensoni
Lineage: Eukaryota; Metazoa; Arthropoda; Ostracoda; Podocopida; Darwinulidae
Source: the annotation of a GenBank genome assembly
CGCGAGUGCAUCUCUAUCCACGUGGGACAAGCUGGGGUGCAGAUCGGCAAUGCCUGUUGGGAGCUGUACUGCAUGGAGCACGGGAUCCAGCCGGACGGGCAGAUGCCCUCUAGCAAGAACGACGGAAGGAGGGACGACUCCUUCUGCACGUUCUUCAGCGAGACGGACUCCGGGAACCAUGUGCCCCGGGCCAUCCUGGUGGACCUGGAGCCCACUGUGGGUUUCCUCAUCUUCCGGUCUUUUGGGGGUGGAACCGGGUCCGGAUUCGCUUCCCUCCUCAUGGAGCGUCUAUCCGUUGACUAUGGAAAGAAAUCCAAACUGGAAUUCUCCAUCUACCCUGCUCCCCGGGUUAGGAAAUACAUGGCAUGCUGCAUGCUGUACCGAGGCGACGUGGUCCCGAAGGACGUGAACGCCGCCAUAGCUACCAUCAAGACCAAGCGAUCGAUCCAGUUCGUGGACUGGUGUCCGACUGGAUUCAAGGUGGGCAUCAACUACCAGCCCCCGACCGUCGUCCCCGGCGGGGACCUGGCCAAGGUGCAGAGAGCCGUAUGCAUGCUGAGCAACACCACUGCCAUCGCCGAGGCCUGGGCGAGACUGGAUCACAAGUUCGAUCUCAUGUACGCCAAGAGAGCUUUCGUCCAUUGGUACGUGGGGGAGGGGAUGGAAGAAGGAGAGUUCUCGGAGGCUCGGGAAGACCUCGCCGCCCUAGAGAAGGACUACGAAGAGGUCGGCGUGGAUUCCACCGAGGAAGGCGAAGAGGGACACGAGGAAUACUGAGGUUCCUUCCACAGGGCAGCGGGCUCUUCCAUGGUGCUCCUUCACAGCCUCAUCUCUUAUCAUUUCCUCAGAUUCUAAUACCUCUCUCCCCAUUAUACUAAUUUUUCACAUUUCGUUCAUGGUCUUCUAUUACCCCAACAUAAAAUAUGAUUUUGAGCCAAAAGCUUUUAUCGUUAUAUUUUGAUGGGAACCGAAAAAGGGGAGACAGUGCUCAUCGCUUCCGCUAAUCCUAGGAUGUCUUAUGAAGAGGCAAACAGAUGCAUUUUAAUACGCCAUUUUUUACGCUGCCACGGAUUCCCCCACCCACACCUAAUGGAAGGAAAAUGGAAGAGAGGUGGGGGCAAAGAUUUCCUGUCAGUCUACCCUCCAUUGCUUAAUCACGAAAGGCGAAAAUGAUCGCCACCUUCUAAUUCGGUGGAGCCUUUUCCACUUCUUGUCAAUGAUCUUAUCAACUAUCAUGCAAAGGCGGCUUUCGACGGUACCCAUCUAGCAAGUGCAAACUCCUUGAUUAUACAUGCUUUUUGUAGGCGUUCAGUCGACGUAAGAAGCAGGAAAUUGGUCCCAAAAAUGACUGGUCAACUGAUGAAAGAAAAAAUAAAUAAAGUUUCUUUUCAUGGGGA